This is a messenger RNA of Rhizoctonia solani, 939 nucleotides long. Its product is annotated as DNA repair helicase RHP51. The transcript has 6 exons. Gene Ontology annotation, molecular function: four-way junction DNA binding; crossover junction DNA endonuclease activity; nucleotide binding. Gene Ontology annotation, biological process: meiotic DNA recombinase assembly; reciprocal meiotic recombination. Gene Ontology annotation, cellular component: replication fork; Rad51C-XRCC3 complex; Rad51B-Rad51C-Rad51D-XRCC2 complex. The record is from RefSeq and is a predicted model, not a curated record. Bases 1 to 939 code for a protein of 312 amino acids. Lineage: Eukaryota; Fungi; Basidiomycota; Agaricomycetes; Cantharellales; Ceratobasidiaceae.
AUGCCGACUCAAUUAAAUCGCCCUAUUGCGAGCCUUCAAAUCAAUUCCGCUCAUCGUUCAAAACUUAUGAAAAAUGGAUAUUCCACCGCUGCCGAUAUUCAAGCUGUCUCUGUUGAAGAGCUAGCUCGUGACCUGGGGAUCUCGCUAGAGGAUGCCAAUGCAAUCUCCGCAGUCGCACAAACUCAGCCCCAAAUUUCCUCCCAUAUCAACACAGACUCUGUGGAGCUCCCUGAAACCCAGCGUACUCAGCUAGUUAUUGCGGGAUCACAAACGGCUGCUGAACUUUUGAAAGUUCCGGCCUCGGCCACCGCGCUCUCAACAGGGAACAAAACAAUAGACGAAAUACUAGAUGGCGGCGUAAUAAAGGGAUCUCUACUUGAAAUCAGUGGUGUACCUGAGAGGGGCACGAAAUACUUGUUAUUGCGUCGUGAGUCAGACUCGAGAGGAGACUUACCAAUUGAAAGCUUAAAAGAUGUGGUCUCUUCCCUGACGGUAGACCGUGAGAAACAGACGACCACUGAAGUACAUCAUGCUCGCGUUAAAUCCCUUCCUGAACUCCUUUCGUGCGUCUCAAAGUUACCCCAAUAUUGUGUAGACCACCCAGGGAUAAAGCUUGUCAUAAUGUCUCAGCUCAGCUAUCACAUUCAAGCAUCGCGCAUCUCCCUUCAAGCCAAGGGGAAGCUUUUGACACAUAUUAAACAGCACCUGACCAAAACAUGUGGGACCGGGCAAGUGGCAGUGGUGGUCACAACUUCAAUGGCCGUGAAACUCAUUAAUGAUGAAGGCCAACCAGCUAACUUUUCUACAGGUACCAAGGCCUUGCUUAUACCUACUCUCGGUUGGCCUCAUGAGCUUUUGUCCAAUUCUUGUAAUUUAACCAGUCAUACCAGGCGACGGGUUCUCUCUGGCUUCCAAGACAUACAGACUGGUGCUAGGUAG